CUCCAGCUGUUCCAUACUCUGAGCAGCUGAGUGAAACAAAAUUCGAAGUGAAGUGAAGAACGUGGAAUUCUCAUUUUUCUUCAAAUUGUGAAUGAAUUCUGAAAAAAGCCGGAUUGCAUUAUUGAGAGGAUGAGCUUCCGUGGUGAGCUGGGCAAGAUGGAGGACUCCAGGAAGUUCGACCAGGACAAGGGAGAUGCAGACGACAGGGCCUCCAGAUUCGAUCCGAGCAGAGGCCGGCGCCCCCCCUUCGUGGGGGGCCGGGGGAGGCGCCCCUCGCCCCCCGGCAGAGACGGCAAGCCCUUCGGAGACAGGCAGAGGGAGUUUGGAGGCUACGGGAGGAACGAGAACGACUUCCCUCCCCCGGCGGGGAUGAGGGACCGCUCCCCCCUCCAGGGGGCUCCCGACGACAGAUACUUCAAGAAGAAUGACAGGAGAGAGGAGGCGGGCCGCAAGUUCUACGAGGACCCCCCCAGGGACCGGUACCAGAGCAUGGAGGGGGGCCGGGGGAGGCACGAGGGGGGCUACGGGGGCUCCCGCUUCGACACCCCCGUCGACUUCAAGCACAGGCCUUCGGGGGGCUACUCUGCCCCUCCCCCCGGCAAGGACUACGGCGAUGGCUUCCCCAAGCCCAACGAGUGUGAAAUCAUCGCCAUGAAUAGACAACAAAGGUUGUACGCGGAGAGCGUGGAGUCCCGCGUGAAGGGCCUGGGCAUCCUGGUGGACGUGCUGUUCCUGAAGGACGAGGCGCUGCUCACCCAGACCAUCGACGACAUCGCCCGCAAGGGCUCGCUCUACGCCAUGGUCAUCAGCCCCCAGAACGAGACGCACGGCUCCGUCACGGUCAACAUCCUGCACGGCACGCCGCAAGAGCACCGCAACAUGCCGUUGGAGGACGCCCUGAAGCUGCUGUCGCGCAACUUCCACGAGUGGGUGCGCGCGCAGAGGGAGCAGGUGGAGCGGGAGCGGUCGGAGCGGGGGCCCUACACGGGGGCCGUGGCCGCCGACCGGGAGAUGCAGCUGUUGCUGCGCAUGCUGGCCGACGGGCGCUGGGUGUCGCUGGCCGAGAUCAACUCCGUGGUCCUCUACCUCACCGAGCGCAGGGACAAGAUGCGGGGGGACGAGAGGGUGCGCCCCGAGCCGCCCCUCUACAAGCCGCCGCCGCCCGCCCCCCUCAAGGAUGACGUGGACGUCGCCCAGAAGGAGCAGGACCUGCAGAACCGCAUCAUGAACAUCAUGAACCAGGGAGCCCCGGUGGGCGGCGACGUCCCCCCGGCCAGGGCGGCCGCCCUGGAGCCACCCGUGGUGCCGCCCCCCAAGCCGGACCCGGAGGCCUUCGGGGGCCCCGCGUCCAAGUCCGAGUCGGCCACCACGCCCACCUACAUCAACUUCGACAACCCCAGCGUGCAGAAGGCGCUCGACAACCUGAUGCAGAGCGGGCCCAAUCUGCUCAAGAGUAUCUCGCUCACCACCCCCGCCGCCCCCUCCAAGCAGCCCCCCUUCGCGGGGGGCAGGGGGAUGCCGGAAGCGACCCCAGCCCGGGAGGGCCCCCCCUGGGCAUGGACGCGAUGCCGUCGCGCCCCGGCAUGGGCAUGUCUUCGUCCCGCGACGGAGCGCCUCCCGGGAUGGGGGGGAUGGAUGCGAUGUCUUCUCGCCCCGGCAUGGGCGCCGUGCCGUCCCGAGACAACGUUCCCGGCAUGGGGGGCAUGGACAACCUGUCGUCUCGUCCCGGCAUGGGCGGCAUGCCGUCCCGUCCGGCAGGCGGGUACGGUGGCGGCAUGGGAGCCGUCCGAGGGGGCUACGGAGGGGCCCCUCCCGACCGCAUGGGACAGCAGCGGGGCGGCAACCCCCCGCAGGGACAGGACGCGGGCAUGAACCAGCAGGGCGGCGGACACUUCUCCAACCAGAACCAGUUCAACAAGUACCAGGGGCAGCAGGGGAGCUUCCCCCCCUUCAGCUCGGGGAACAUGCCGCCCCGCCCCAGCUUCGGCGGCAUGGGGGGCCCGCGCCGCUUCUGAGGACGUUCUUCGAAUUUUUUAGCCAGACUCUCUCUCUCAUCGCAUAUAAGUGUCGUGUAUGUAUCUUGUCAUAGAUGGUUCAUGAAAUAAAGUGGAUGU
Molecule: messenger RNA, 2114 nt
Organism: Uloborus diversus
Lineage: Eukaryota; Metazoa; Arthropoda; Arachnida; Araneae; Uloboridae
Gene: Neos
Product: nuclear receptor coactivator 5-like
Exons: 9
Coding region: 130-1872 (580 amino acids)
Source: RefSeq, a predicted model, not a curated record